Messenger RNA from Vitrella brassicaformis, 3190 nucleotides. The record is from the annotation of a GenBank genome assembly. NCBI's taxonomy places the organism in Eukaryota, Vitrellaceae.
UCUGUGCUAUGCUCGUCUCUGUGUAUUUAUUCCAUCGACUGAAGCAUACGUAACGUCCACUUGAGCACGGAAAUCAUAGGAAUCGAUGGGCCCACACUGCACAAAUGCGCCGCGCCCACAUCCAUCCAUCCAUCGGUCAGUUAGUCAGUCAGUCAAUGCAUUGAGUAUCCAGGCAAACGGCCGGCAAACAGACCCCACUCCGUCCCGUCCAGCGUGCAGCGCAGCGCUGUGCUAUUCACACCCCACCCUCCACUGUGCUAACUCACCCAUAUACAUAUCCCAAAUAUACACGCCAAUGCCAACAGACCGAUCCUAUGGAUGAUUCAUUGGUGGCAUUGGUCAGGGACGUCCGCCACCGACAGACCGGCCAGCCAGGGAUGACGCAGCGCGGCCUUCGCUGCACACGCACACACACACACAGGCAGGCAGGCAGGCAGCCAGAAACAGGCAAGCGACAUAUGACGACACUUGGUUCACACACCCCCGCCGACCUGUGAUGCGCUUGCUGGGGUCCAAUAUGAGCAUCUGCUCGAUCAGCUGAUACGCCUGGCGCAUGUCCCCGUCAGCCCCAUCGGGCAACUUCACCUCCUGAAGACACAGCAGGCACCCAAGGGCAAUCGUCUCGUCGUUGUCUGUCUGGUCUGUCUGGUCUGUCUGGUGUGUGUGUGUGUGUGUGCGUGAGGUGUUUCUUUCUACCAGCUGUCCGUUCAAGCAAGCGUUCAAGUAUGCCUUCUCGACUUCGUCAGCGGUCAACCUCUUCUUGUCGAUGUCCUUGAAGGGGCUCUUCCCGCUGAAACACACCAAGUACCUACACCCACCAGGCAGCCAGAAUCUCUGUGUGUGUGUACGUGCCUUCGGUUGCUUACAAGCUAACUCCAGCCGCCCAGAUGUCGCUAGCAGGGCUCCAUUUCCUCGCCUUAUCCGUCUCUUAAGUGCACCUCUGGGGCCUGACGGACGCCAUCCAGCCAAUUGAGCAAGGACAGGCAACACACAUCAAAAGUAGUUCCGUUCUGCGCCGUGCAGUCACUUGUCGGCCGACCGACUUACCCGGAAAACGCCAGUACCCGGGAGGAAGCCCUCUCUCUCGGCUCGUCCUGAAGCGGUCGGCGGCCGACCGACGAACAUGCACUCGUCGAAGUCAAUCAGCUUGCAGCCCUGCGGGGUCCACCUGAUGUUGUUGGGCUUGACAUCUCGGUGCACCAGCUGCGGCACACACACACACACUAACGGCUGCCGCUGUCCAUCCAGAGCACCCACGUUGGCUGUGUGCAGUCGGUCGAGUGCCUCGAGCAGUCCGAGUGCGAUCCACUGGCACUGGUGGUUAGGCACCGACCGCUUCUGGUCGAUAUACAGCUGCACAAGAGCGGACACGUCGCGGCCCGCAACGUCCUCCAUCACGAUGAAGAAGUACGACGAGUCAUACAACACCUGCACGACACACACACACACACACAGAUGGGCCGCCCACCCCUCCCACCCCUCCCACAUCCCACCCACCUCGAUGACCGUGGCCAGAGAGGGAGAGACGAUUUUGCAGAUGGCUCCAUACACCUGAGCAGUCUCAACGGCAUCCGCCACGGCCCUGAUUGAUGAAUGGAUGGUGGCACGUGACACAAGUUACUCGAACAGAUCGCAGGCGUACUCUUGUUUCAUCUUGCACAGCCGUUUGAUGACGAUAGGUCUCUUCGUGCGUUUCUGAGUGCCCCGCCACACAUUCCCAAAGCUGCACACACACACACACACACAUACACAAACGAACGUGUGCAGAAGUUGUCUAUGUGUGUGUGUCUGUUUCGUACCUGCCACCGGCCAUUGGCAUGGCUUGUACUUCGUAUCGGUUCCGCACACGUGGAUUGCUGCACGGGUUGCCCUCCACCAUUGGCACACUAGGGCCGACCUCAACGGUGAGCAAGGACGGCCGCACGUUGACGCCCUGCUCCUUGGACGCCACCUCCGUCUUGGUUUCCAUGGCGCAGAGAGAUGCGGACUGAUCGCCUACGGCCGUGCUGGUUCCCCCCUCCACCACAUGUGGGUGCACUUGCAUGCCAUUGGCCUUGCCGUGCGGGUGCGCCUGGACGCCGGCGUCCUGCAGGCUGUGGGGCUGGGGAGAAGGCGAGGACGGGGCGAGUGAGGGAGGGGGCGGGGAGGCAGUCGACCGGGCCAGCUGUCAAACCACACGUGCAUAUUUGUGGUUGGUGAUGUAAACAGUCCUUUGUGUGGGCUGGCUGGCUGUGGUGUCGGUACGUUGAUGUGACAUAAUUAAUGUACCUGCUCCUGCAGCUCGGCUAUCUUGGCCCUCAGCGCGGCGAUCUCGCUCUCGACCUCUUUGGUCUGCUUCUGUGGCCAAGAAGGGACAGGACGCACAGACACAGACAGACAGAAUAAGCGAGAUGAAUCAUAAGUCACAUGCUUCCCCCGCCUGCCUCUCUCUCUCUCUCUCUCAGCGUGUGUGUGUGUGCGUGUGUGUGCGUGUGUGUGCGUGUGUGUGCGUGUGUGUGCGUGUGUGUGUGUAUUCCAGAAUACUGACCCUGGCGGCGACGACGGCUUUGACGAGUUUGGCCUGCGCACACGCAUCGUACAGCCACCCACAAGCAGGCAGGUAGGCAGAUGAGCAGGUGUGCCGUUCGGGCCGUCGACGCCUCUUCUCUCGUCCGACAUAUGCACCGUAGAAGUAGCCCACCUGAUUGGACUUGGCGAUCUCCAUGUUGUUUCGUAACGCAUCGAUGCGCUCACUGUCGUACUUGCACCGCGCCUGCAACCACUCGCACUCGGCUGCACGCCAUAAAGCCCACACAGACGGACAGAUGUGUGUGUAUUUAUUUGUAUAUCAAUCGCAUGAACGACCACGUUCGUUCUCACCCUGCAAAUGCUCCCUCUCGCUAUAGAGCUGAAGAAGCUGGAUGGCAUCAUACUUGGCCAGAUCUGCAACACACACAAACGCAGCAUGCCCAGAACGUAUGGAUCAAGUGGAAGCAGCCUGCCCGCCCCGCCCGCCUCUCUCAUGUGUGCAGGUCGGUGCUCUCAAUGCAUCCCCACCUGCGGCAAACUGGAGCCGCUUCUCAAUUUCCUGACGAGCAAUCUCCUCCGUCUUGUCAAGGAACUCGCGGUCCCGCUCUUCCCGACUGAUGCUCUUGUCCAUGCCGGGGCGUGACGUUACCGAGAGAAAACGGAAGUCGCGCCCUCUCCUUCG